AACCACCAACAAGAGAGGAAGAAGUCUUUCUGGUGCAUUCAGAUACAAAAAUGGCUCCCAAGCCACAGCUGGAUUCAGCUCCGCAUCUUGACGGGGAUUCUGCUGGACAAAAGCACAUGCUGCCCUCAUAUUCCACUGUGGAUCUGAUCGAUGAAAUUUCAGAAUCAGACCCCUGGGACCUUCCGGAACUCAAAGACACCGGAGUCAAGUGGUCAGACCUGGACACGAAGGGGAAGAUAUUGCGGGUUCUCGCGGCCAUCGUGAAGCUGAUUCUGCUGCUCGGACUCCUCUAUCUCUUCAUCUGUUCUCUGGAUGUUCUGAGUUCUGCUUUCCAGCUUGUUGGAGGUAAAGCUGCCGGGGACAUUUUCCAGGACAACGUGGUGUUGUCCAACCCUGUGGCCGGCUUAGUGAUUGGAGUGUUAGUAACAGUGCUGGUGCAGAGCUCCAGCACUUCCUCCUCUAUUGUGGUCAGCAUGGUGUCAUCUGGAUUGCUGGAGGUUCAGUCUGCUGUGCCAAUCAUCAUGGGAGCCAAUAUUGGAACAUCUGUCACCAACACGAUUGUUGCUAUGAUGCAGGCAGGCGAUCGUAACGAGUUCCGCAGGGCUUUUGCGGGCGCCACAGUGCACGACUUCUUCAAUUGGCUGUCGGUGCUUGUUCUCCUUCCUCUGGAAGUGGCCACAGGCGUCCUCUACAAACUUACUGCCCUUAUCAUUGACUCCUUCAACCUUGAGAGUGGUGAGGAUGCGCCAGACCUGCUCAAAGUCAUCACAGACCCUCUCACAAAGUCUAUAAUCCAGCUGGACAAGUCUGUCAUCACUGACAUUGCCACCGGUGAUCCUGCAGCUAGGAACAAGAGUCUGAUCAAAGUGUGGUGCAAGCAGAAAAAAAACACAACUUUCUGGAACGAGACGGUAACAGAAUGCCCCGCUGGUGGGAUUUGCUGGGAGUCUGGAAACCUAACCUGGCUGGAGAAAAAUCAAACUAUUACAGAUAACCUGGAAAGAUGCAAACACAUAUUUGCUAAUGCAAAUUUGCCAGACCUGGCAGUCGGACUCAUUCUCCUGGCUCUCUCCCUGUUCAUCCUGUGUACAUGUCUAAUCCUAAUCGUCAAGCUGCUGAACUCCAUGCUGAAAGGACAGGUGGCUGUGGUGAUCAAGAAGGUGCUCAACACAGACUUCCCCUUCCCAUUUGCUUGGGUCACUGGCUACAUUGCAAUUAUGGUGGGAGCCGGGAUGACCUUCAUUGUACAAAGUAGCUCUGUUUUCACCUCAGCCAUUACUCCUCUUGUCGGCAUUGGUGUCAUUAGCCUAGAGCGGGCCUAUCCUUUGACUCUGGGCUCAAAUAUUGGGACAACAACUACUGCAAUUCUCGCUGCUAUGGCUAGCCCUGGAGAAACGUUAGCCAACUCACUGCAGAUUGCACUUUGCCAUUUCUUCUUCAAUAUCAUGGGCAUCAUACUCUGGUAUCCUCUGCCAUUCAUGCGGGUGCCCAUCAGGUUGGCCAGAGGUCUGGGAAACAGCACAGCACAGUAUCGCUGGUUUGCUGCCCUCUAUCUCGUACUGUGCUUCCUAAUUUUGCCUCUCACGGUAUUAGGCCUGUCUAUCGCUGGCUGGCAGGUUCUUGUUGGUGUCGGUGUGCCCAUUAUUGUGCUGGUUAUCUUUGUGAUCAUAGUCAAUGUUAUGCAAUCUCGAUGCCCACGACUUCUGCCCAAGUUCCUACAAAACUGGAACUUUUUGCCACAACCGCUGCGCUCCCUGGCACCGUGGGAUAGGGUGGUGACAUCAGCAAUGGGCUUCUGCGGUAAAAGAUGCUGUUGCUGCUGCAAGUGUUGCAAGUCCAAAGAGGACAAGAUGGAAAAACAGUGUGCAGAUCUAUGACAAUCCAGCCCUGUCAAAAGAUGAGGACGCUGAGCAGGUUAUCAAAUCAACCCAACUUUAAUAUUUUCUCCUGAAAAUUUAAGAUGUAAUGAUAAGUCACUUUACUUUUAUCAUGUCACUAAACUAUUGUUAUGUACAUUUACGUACCAGGAGCUGAGAGGUGGUUUAAGGGAUGCUUGGUUUCAACUGUCUACUAUAUACAAAAAAAAUUCUUUAAAAAAAUUACUGUUUUCUAUUUCUUCUAAAAACUACUACGGCCUAAAGGUAACAGGGAAUUAAUUUAUUUUUGUUUACCAGUCAUAUCUUGGCUCUUGAAGAAGAGUUUCUAGUGCCUACCACGCUUCUUGCCUUUACACUUCCUGUACGAUGUAAAAUGCACUUAUUUUAUCUUCUGUUUGUUUACAUCUCUCCAGCUAAGGUUAACAGAUGAUGUUUGAUAAGGCUCAUAGAGAAGCCAGCAUUAGUAAACAAGCCUCCGUUGACAGCUCCAAAGAAGCACAAAGCCCAACAGAUGAAAGCAUUUUGUUAAAUGUAAAUAUCGACAUCACUUAUUAAUAAUAUUUAACUGUUUGUCACAUUGUUAAUACCUGGUUUCUGCUAAUGGCUAGAGUUAGCAUUGGACGGCCAAGAGUAAUACGUAUCUCACCAGUAAUAUUUGUGUGACAUCAAAACUCAUAUUUUGUUGUGGUUUUUGAUUGGGAUUACCGACCAGUGGAAGCCCUAGAUGUUUUUUGUAUAUACCUGCUGUUUUUGUGCAUUGUUUAAAUGUAUUGUUCCAGUGACUUUCAAGUGGGAUGGGCAUUUCUAAAUAUUAAGACUUAUCUUUAUAUUUUUAAUAUCGUUGCGAGGGUUCUUGGUGUAAGUUAAACACAUGAACCUUCAAAGUUUCCUGUAGCAUUUAAAAUGUCAUUAUCUUUCUGUAUUUAUGACAGAAUAUUAUAAAUAAAAUAAUUUUUU
Messenger RNA from Cynoglossus semilaevis (tongue sole), 2834 nucleotides. RefSeq names its product sodium-dependent phosphate transport protein 2B-like. NCBI's taxonomy places the organism in Eukaryota, Metazoa, Chordata, Actinopteri, Pleuronectiformes, Cynoglossidae. The record is from RefSeq and is a predicted model, not a curated record. The transcript is spliced from 13 exons. Gene Ontology annotation, biological process: intracellular phosphate ion homeostasis; sodium-dependent phosphate transport. The coding region runs from base 51 to 1877 and encodes 608 amino acids. Gene Ontology annotation, molecular function: sodium:phosphate symporter activity. Gene Ontology annotation, cellular component: brush border; vesicle; apical plasma membrane.